Puccinia triticina is the source of this 600-nucleotide messenger RNA. RefSeq lists its product as uncharacterized. The transcript has 3 exons. The coding region runs from base 1 to 600 and encodes 199 amino acids. NCBI's taxonomy places the organism in Eukaryota, Fungi, Basidiomycota, Pucciniomycetes, Pucciniales, Pucciniaceae. The record is from RefSeq and is a predicted model, not a curated record.
AUGAGAAUGGACGUGGCUCCGACUGGAUUCCGAAGAGAGAGCAUCAUCAGCUUCGGGCCUGGUCCGGAACCAGAGGCCCCCGGAUAUCCCAGCAGCGUAGCUACUCUCACCGACGACCCUCGACACUAUCUCGAAAAACAUGAGUUCUCUGAUCAGACAUUUAAUUCAAGCACCAAUCCGUACGGGCCGUCCAAGCAACCAACCCAACCAACUGAAUACAAUGCAGCCGACGAGAUCUCGCACAUCCCGAUAAGCUACGAAGCCAAGCCGCCGAAAGCGCGCCCUGCGGCACCGCGAGACGAGCCCCCGUCGGAGCAGGAGCCAAUCGGGCGUCCUACAGACCCUGCCCAUCUGGUGCACAAGAAGGCAAGCACGAAGCGUUACAACCGGAUCUCGAAGGCCGCCCGUAAACUCGUCCCCGCCCGGCUCAUCACCGGCGUCGGCAUCGGCAAAUCUCCCCCGCCGAUGCCCGUCCAUGGCCAUCCUCCCAAGAGCCAGCAUCAUCAGCCUUCCCCUCCUUCUAAACCUCUCCCAAAUAACAAAGCCUCCGUUUAUCCUGAUGAUAACUAUCCUACAAAUUACAGCUACUAUCAGACAUAA